Maudiozyma barnettii is the source of this 1170-nucleotide messenger RNA. RefSeq lists its product as uncharacterized. The transcript has a single exon. The coding region runs from base 1 to 1170 and encodes 389 amino acids. The record is from RefSeq and is a predicted model, not a curated record. Gene Ontology annotation, molecular function: GTPase activator activity; phospholipid binding. Lineage: Eukaryota; Fungi; Ascomycota; Saccharomycetes; Saccharomycetales; Saccharomycetaceae.
AUGUCGAACUUUUCAUCAAACACAGCAUAUCAACUACAACUUGAUAGAUUUCUGCAUUCUCCUUCACAAAGCAACCAAUGUUCUGAUUGUAAAAAUUCUAACCCGACAUGGUGUUCUACUACUUUCAAUGUAUUUUUGUGUUCAAGGUGUGCAUCCGUUCAUAAGCAGAUAUUGAACAAAGAUCCAUAUUAUUCAAAUAUAAAAUCCAUAAAAUUAGAUAAUUGGACAGAUGAUGAAUUAUUUAACUUCAUUCACAAGCCGAACAACCUUGUCAAUAGAAAUAUAUAUACAACUUCAGAUAACUCAUACGAUAUAGAACAACUAAUCAAGAGAAAAUAUAUGGAUCCAUUACUAGAAUCAGGGUUGGCAAAAAAAAGAGCCAAUAGAAAGUAUCCUUUACUGACAAAUAGGAGAGCUAGAGAUUACGAAUUAAGUAAAUAUUCAAGACAUGUUAGAGAAAUUGAAUCAUACGAUAGAAGGUUUAACAAUGAAGAUAAUAUUAUAGAGGCUUUAUCUAUGGCUCAUGGUAAUAUUGAAAAUGCUAUUGAGAUUCUAAGAUAUAAUGAUGAAGCUGUUAAUUCUAGAUAUUAUAAUAGUGAUGAUAGAAGCCGUAGUAGCAGUAAUUCUUUAAAUUCCGAUAGAUAUAGUGGCUCAAAUUAUGGAAGUGGUCGUAUACCUAGUUUACCAAGAAGACCUGUCGAUAAUGGACCAAAGGAUGCGGUGUUUGAUGGUUCAUUCGAUGGAGCUACCACUACUACUUCUAAAGAACCGAAGGCAGCAAUAUUUGAUGGUUUGGCACCGGAAGCAUCAUCCAAUCUUCAAAUAUCUGAAUAUCAAAUACAGCAACAAGAACUAAUGAAGCAACAAAUGUUACAACAACAAAUACAGCAACAAGCAGCCCAACAGCCAUUCCAGCAAGUAAUGCCAUAUCUAGCACAGCAGUCAUCUCUACAACAAGUACAAUCGCAACAACCACAGCCAUACCAACAACUAUUUUCCCAACCUACAACUACACCACAGCAAGUAGUAUCCCAACCUAUGUCGCAAUCCGCCUUUUCUCAACUCCCAUUAGACCAGCAGCGUUUAUUAAUGCAACAACAACAACUGCAGCAACAACAACAAUUCUACCUACAACAACAACAAAUGCAAUUUCCUAAUCAAAAUGUAUAG